AUGAUUGAGUGGACGUAUCCCAGUUUUACCACAAACUUUCAAAAUCCUGCUUAUCUUAGUGAGAGAGCAAUAUUGACGCCGACCAAUGUCACUGUUGCUCACUUGAAUUCCAAUAUUGUUGAGACAAUUCCGGGAGAUCAAGCUUCUUACUAUAGUGUUGACAGAGCGGAGGAUUUUGGUGGCAGCGAUUCUGAUCUUAGUUUUGCAUUCCCCCCUGAAUAUAUCAACUCAUACAAUAUUCCAGGUCUUCCGCAUCAUGAACUGAAACUAAAGGUUGGCGUGGCUGUUAUGUUAAUGCGAAACUUAAACCAGACGCUUGGACUGUGCAACGGGACCAGAAUGAUGAUCACAAAGUGCCUGAAGCAUUGUGUUCAGUGUGAGGUAAUAUGUGGAGCAUUUGCAGGUACGAAACACUUUAUUCCAAGGAUGGAACUCUUUCCAACCGAAACCAAGCUACCAUUCAAGCUGAUUCGCAAGCAAAUGCCGCUGCAAAUUUGUUAUUCCAUGACGAUCAACAAAGCUCAAGGACAGUCUCUACAAAGAGUUGGUCUUUAUCUUCCGAAGUCAGUUUUUACACACGGACAAAUGUACGUGGCUGUAAGUCGGGUUACCUCACCUGAAGGUUUGAAGAUGUUCAUUGAUUCUGAUCAUGGUGUUCCAACUAAUGUUACCAGAAAUGUAGUCUACCAAGAAGUUUUCUACAAUCUCCCUAAGCUGUAA
This is a messenger RNA of Daucus carota subsp. sativus, 720 nucleotides long. RefSeq lists its product as uncharacterized. NCBI's taxonomy places the organism in Eukaryota, Viridiplantae, Streptophyta, Magnoliopsida, Apiales, Apiaceae. Gene Ontology annotation, biological process: DNA replication. Bases 1 to 720 code for a protein of 239 amino acids. Gene Ontology annotation, cellular component: replication fork. The transcript has a single exon. Gene Ontology annotation, molecular function: ATP binding; helicase activity. The record is from RefSeq and is a predicted model, not a curated record.